Messenger RNA from Ipomoea triloba (trilobed morning glory), 1046 nucleotides. RefSeq lists its product as uncharacterized. Lineage: Eukaryota; Viridiplantae; Streptophyta; Magnoliopsida; Solanales; Convolvulaceae. The transcript has 2 exons. Bases 118 to 696 code for a protein of 192 amino acids. The record is from RefSeq and is a predicted model, not a curated record.
CUGGCAUAUAUAUUAAUGGGGAAUCCUUUAUAAGCUGUCUCCCCAAUCAGAAAACAUCACCUUUUUGAGUCCGAGUGAUACACGAGGGAGUGGAGAGGGAAAAAAAGAACCAAAGAAAUGGAAAGCUUGUCCAUAGAUGAUACAGAAUCAAGAUCCCCAGAAUGCCAUGGAAGAAGCUUUUUCAGAGACCCAUCAAAGCUUAAAGAGGAAAGAGUGGAGGAGGAGAUUAUUAUUCCAGACAGCCCUGCAAAGAAUAUGCUCCAGAACCAGGAUAACAACAAGAAUUUGACAAAGAAGAGGCAGGUGUUUCUUGAAGGGUAUGUGGAGAACUCAGAUGAUGAUGAACUUGGGAGGACAAAGAGCCUUACAGAUGAUGAUCUGGAGGAGCUAAAGGGGUGUUUGGAUCUGGGAUUUGGGUUUAACUAUGAGGAAAUCCCUGAGCUCUGUAACACCUUGCCUGCUCUUGAGCUUUGCUAUUCCAUGAGCCAAAAGUACCUUCUGGAUGACCAACACAAAACCCCACCAGAUUCUUCUGUUUCUGCAGAUUCACCCUCCUCUGCCUCUAGCCCCAUAGCCAAUUGGAAGAUCUCCAGUCCUGGUGAUGAUCCCGAGGACGUGAAAGCAAGGCUGAAAUACUGGGCACAGGCAGUAGUGUGCACCGUCAGAUUAUGCAGUCUGACGAAGAAAGAUGAAUGAUAGAGGGUGGAGAUUGAGACCAGCUGCCAUUUCUCUUCGUUUCAGGCAACUGACCUUCAAACACCAUUAUUCUGGGUAAGCUCCUGCUUGUUGAUGGCGAAUGGAAGUUGGUAUAUCUGGAGAUGGAUACUGAGAAAUCUGUCAGUGAUAGUUAGCUAACUCCUCCAAGAAGUUGGGAGACACAAGAACAAGAUGCCUAGAGGAAGGAGACUUUUCCAGGCUGAUUAAACUCAUACCAAAAUUGAGUCUUUUGACACAUUUAGAUAUUUAAAUUAGGCCAUGCCAAACCCUCCCAAUAAUGUAGUGUAUAUCUUUUUUGCAAUAAAUGACACAAAUUUACUUAAUUGCUA